AUGUCUUCCUCUGCCAAGGACACCAAGGACUUCAAGGACCGUCAGCAAAACAACUUUGGCGCUGACCUCUGGCACAAUACUGCUGGGCGCGGUCUCUUCGCCGGUCUCCAAGAUACCAAGAAGUACAACGUCGACCACGGCUGGGCGCGUCGCGAACAGGGCGAGCAACCUGGACUCAUCGCCACCAUCUGGCGGAGGUAUGUUCUUAUCUGA
Messenger RNA from Penicillium taxi, 213 nucleotides. RefSeq lists its product as uncharacterized. Lineage: Eukaryota; Fungi; Ascomycota; Eurotiomycetes; Eurotiales; Aspergillaceae. The transcript has 2 exons. Bases 1 to 213 code for a protein of 70 amino acids. The record is from RefSeq and is a predicted model, not a curated record.